AUGUUUCCCUUCUGCGCCUGCAAGUUGACUUUUGAGUCGACUCAAAAGUCAACCCAAUCGAGCAGAGGAGAUAUCAGUGUCUCAGUGUCUCAGCCCAUUGCUAGCAUGCACCCCUGGGUGAUGGUGAAGGUGCCACAGGGAGCAGAGCAGGUGCCAGCGUCUCAGCCCAAUGCUGGCAGCGUGGGCGGCAGGAACCAGAGGCACCGCAUGCUGCAGCGCCAGCUGUUCGUCAAGGAGCAGUGGCAGAAAGUGAAGGAGCAGAAGAAGGAGGCUUUGAAGCGAAGAGAUGAGAAGAGGCGGGCGAGAUGGAAGGCUGGCGCUGCAAGAGCAAGGGAGUGGCGGGAGAGGCAACUAGCAGCAGCAGCAGCAGGAGCAGGAACAAGGGGAGGGGAAGGGAGACGGGAUGAGGAGAGACGGGAUGAGGAGAGACGGGAUGAGGGGAGACGGGAUGAGGAGAGACGGGAUGAGGGGAGACGGGCUGAGGAGAGACGGGCUGAGGAGAGACGGGCUGAGGAGAGACGGGCUGAGGAGAGACGGGCUGAGGAGAGACGGGCGAGAUGGAAAGCGGGCGCUGCGAGAGCAAGGGAGCGGCGGGAACGGCAACUUGCAGCAGCAGCAGCAGCAGCAGCAGCAACAGGAGGGGGAGGUGGAGGGGAGGGGGUGGGAGCUACCACUGUCUAA
Messenger RNA from Closterium sp. NIES-65, 681 nucleotides. NCBI's taxonomy places the organism in Eukaryota, Viridiplantae, Streptophyta, Zygnematophyceae, Desmidiales, Closteriaceae. The record is from the annotation of a GenBank genome assembly.